Cryptococcus amylolentus CBS 6039 is the source of this 1963-nucleotide messenger RNA. RefSeq lists its product as hypothetical. Gene Ontology annotation, molecular function: chloride channel activity. NCBI's taxonomy places the organism in Eukaryota, Fungi, Basidiomycota, Tremellomycetes, Tremellales, Cryptococcaceae. The transcript has 5 exons. The coding region runs from base 167 to 1723 and encodes 518 amino acids. The record is from RefSeq and is a predicted model, not a curated record.
UUUUCCUCUGCUUCUACAUCCUUUCGCUGGGCCAAUACACUCUUUAUAAUUUCGCAACUUCGAUCGCUGGGAAACCUUGUCAAACAUCCGCAAUCGUGUUGCAAUCAAACACAAAUUGCUCAACCAGCUGUCACCCACUUCCCACUUCGCGCCUCGACUCUCCGAUAUGCCGCGCCGACGCGUAUCCGUCUCCUACUCAGCUCUCGAAGAAAGCAGGCCCCCUCUGCUGGAGACCCGAUGGGGGCUCUUGACAUACACUCUAUCACGCGUCCCGCCCCGAAAGCUUGCCGCGCUCCUCACCUACGCUUGGCUCAUAUUCCAGCUAUCAGAUCGGCAGUGGAUCGCACCCGAAGUCUGGGGGAAGGCAGGAGGGAGUAUUGUCGGUGUGCUGAGUAUGGUCACGGGAUUACUAUUAUCGUAUAGAUUUUCGACGGCUAUAGGAAAAUGGGACGAAGGAAAGAAGGUCUGGUCGGAAGUCCGGACCACUAUCAGAGAUGGAAUACGAGUGCUAUCUAUCUCGGGCGGAGAAGAUGUUAGCUUGGGGGUAAAUGUCUCUGAGAACGAUAGAAGACAUGAUCCUUCAUCGGGGAACACUGAUGAUAUUUGCACUCUGGUCAACAAUCGGACAGACGAGCUGUCCGGUUUACUUGUCGGAUUUGCGUUCGCUCUCCAACACCACCUGCACGGUACAAGACCUCUGCCUCAAGCACCGUUAUGUGACCUGCUUCCGCCAUCCUACCUUUCAUCUCUCAAAAGAACGGAUGCCCGAGUCCGAUUUGCGGAAGCUCACGCGGGACCAUCGGGCACCUUGCGCCGCAAACCAACCGGACUGCCAGGCUCAGAAGAGUCGGAAGGAGAUGACUGGGAGAUUGGGAACCUCAAAGAGAAUGCCGAGGAGGCCAUGUCGAAAUUCGCAGAGGCCAUCACGCAGUCAAAUGAGGCGGACAGUCAUCGGAGCCUGGAGCUGCAACAGCAACUCAAGCAGCUCAACAUUCCCGAGUCUUCGUCCGCCAUCGAUAACGGCACCGUUCCCACUCUGUCGGCUGAUAAGCAGCCGGCCAAGUCGAAUCUACACUCUCCCUACCCACCCAACUUGUCUCUUACGCUACUCAAGAUCAUGGAUGCGUAUGUGGAAGGUCUUGGAGGCCUUCCAGAGGAGAGAGGUGGUUGGAACGUGCCAAAGCGCGAAAGAGGAUUUGCUCUGAUAAAAUCGCUCAACAACCACCUCGGCAAGGCCGAAAGACUCUCAUCUAGUAUGUGCACGCUACGUGAAGUUCCGUUCACUGACCAGUGCUCUAGAUCCGCCCCCUCUACCUCUCACCCUCCAUCUCUCUCAUCUACUGACCAUCUACUUGGCCGCCAUCCCCUGCUCCCUCCUCUGCGUGGUCAAGGGCUGGCCAUUGGUGUUUAUCACUUUUAUCGCGGGGUGGUGCUUGCUUGGACUAGAAGCGCUCAUCAGCGAAGUCAGCGGUGUAUUCGGGUCUUCUGGUGGGUAUCAUCGGCAUCAGCAGACGCGGCUAAUUCAUGGUGUACAGAAAACCACCAUCCGCUGCCGAUCUUCACCCAGGAGAUACUGAACGAGUCUCUCGACAUAUCGCCUUCGUUCCUGCGGUAUUAUCGAUCUCGGGUGGCAGCCCGGGUAGGGGACGAUGUCGGAGAGGUGUUGGAGCUGGACAGGAGAGGGAGACGCAGUGCUGACGAGUGGCUGCCGAGCUUUAGAUAGAGACGCGCGUCUCUGGUGCCGUGGUGUUGUUGUAUCCCAAUGUACGGUUUUGUUCAUGGCCACUGCCCGGGCAUCUGCCCGAGCUAAUGCCCGGGGCGGAGAUGGGAGGGAAAGUCCGCUCGGGAGUAUAUCUGGUCAAUGACCGGAUCGCCGAAGUAUGUGUGUUGUAGGCGCGAUCGGGAUUUUUCCCUGAGGCACCAAACAUCUUAGCAAUGAGGACGAUGCCCUUGAAUCGGUGUG